AACUCGAGGGCGAUCCAUUUUCCUGGGAUUUUUCUCGAAACGCGAGGUUGAAAUCGGAGAGAGCGCGGCGGCGACGACGACGAGGGUUUGAAGCCGGAGAUCGAUCGGAGAAAUGGGGAAGGUGCCGGUGAGGGUGAAGGCGGUGGUCUACAGUCUCUCACCAUUCCAACAGAAGGUGAUGCCGGGGUUGUGGAAUGAUCUCCCUAACAAGAUCCAUCACAAGGUCUCGGAGAAUUGGAUCUCCGCCACCCUUUUGCUUGGACCUCUCAUCGGAACCUAUGCUUAUGUUCAGAAUUACCAAGAGAAGGAAAAGCUGGCCCAUAGGUACUGAACUGAAGGGGAAUGUCUCUGAUGUUGGGCUAGUUCAAUCCAUUUUCAGUCAUUUCAGGUUUAAAUCUACUUUGUAUCAAGAGCUGUGAUUUUCUGCAGUGAGUUGCAAAUAACUUCUUUUCCUGUUUGAAUAAUUUGUCAGUAAAAACAUUUAACUUGCUGGUUUACUACAUUUUCGCUCCAUGUAAACAUUAUCUUUACUGGUUUGGUUGAUGAAAAUUUUCUCAGCUA
Dioscorea cayenensis subsp. rotundata (Guinea yam) is the source of this 561-nucleotide messenger RNA. RefSeq names its product cytochrome b-c1 complex subunit 8. Lineage: Eukaryota; Viridiplantae; Streptophyta; Magnoliopsida; Dioscoreales; Dioscoreaceae. The transcript is spliced from 2 exons. Gene Ontology annotation, biological process: mitochondrial electron transport, ubiquinol to cytochrome c. The record is from RefSeq and is a predicted model, not a curated record. Bases 113 to 331 code for a protein of 72 amino acids.